Messenger RNA from Jaculus jaculus (lesser Egyptian jerboa), 521 nucleotides. RefSeq names its product small integral membrane protein 10-like protein 2A. The transcript has a single exon. The record is from RefSeq and is a predicted model, not a curated record. NCBI's taxonomy places the organism in Eukaryota, Metazoa, Chordata, Mammalia, Rodentia, Dipodidae. Bases 1 to 207 code for a protein of 68 amino acids.
AUGGCGGCGGCUCUGUCGGGCCUGGCUGUCCGGCUCCCGCGCUCGGCCGCCGCGCGCUCCUAUGGGGUCUUCUGCAAGGGGCUCACCCGCACGCUGCUCAUCUUCUUCGACCUGGCUUGGAGGCUGCGCAUCAACUUCCCCUACCUGUACAUCGUGGCGUCCAUGAUGCUCAACGUGCGCCCGCAGGUUCAUAUUGAAAUCCACUGAAGGUCAUUCCUUGACUGACAGGCGUCACCCCAGCUCACUGUAUCAGAGGACACGAAGCAUGGGGGGCAGAAGAGGGACCCUGGACACCUGCCUGGCAAACGUGAAGUGUUCUGGAGGAGGUGACCUGGACAAACUCUUAAGUGGCCUUAAGAAAAGAACCCAGAGGGGGAGCCCCUGCCCAGCAGUGCCUUCCAAGAAGGACCAGCCUGUGGUUGGAGCCAAUGGAAAAUCACAGGAUGAGGCAGUCUCCUUGGAAAUGAAGAGUGACCUGAGCUGCGCCGAUCAUUUGCUUCACAGUGGCGACAAACUGCAUC